Owenia fusiformis is the source of this 4584-nucleotide messenger RNA. The record is from the annotation of a GenBank genome assembly. NCBI's taxonomy places the organism in Eukaryota, Metazoa, Annelida, Polychaeta, Sabellida, Oweniidae.
AUGAUCACACAGAAAAAGCAAUACGUGCAUUUGCAUCUUGUCACGGCUGUUUUGGGUUUGUUUGCAUGUUCUGUCUCGAAUGUGGAAGCCUCGUACACAUGUCUAAAAGUAAAAGGACCUAAAGAAAGUAACUGGACAAUGAUUGGAACCCGGUGUUUUCUAGAUGUGCAAACAUCGGGUAUCAAGUACUUAAAGGCCGAAAGUGAUUGUAAAACCCGAGGUGGGCACCUCGCAUCAGUCCAUAGCGACAUUGAACAAGCAUUUAUGGCUGAGAAAAUGAAAGACAACAAAUUGGGAUAUUACAUAGGUCUUAACGAUAUAGACAAAGAAGGCUCAUUUGUAUGGACAGAUGGAAGCCCCUAUUCAUACCAGAAAUGGGCACCCAAGCCGCGUAAUGUUAAUGGUAGACCAAAAUCGAGUGACUGUGCUCAAGUUACUGGGACAGGAUUCAAUACCACCGAAUGGCGAACUGUUCACUGUAACACAAGGACUGACGGUUAUAUCUGCAGUAAAGAAGCAGCAUCGUCAUGCAAUUCCACAGCCGACUGUCAUACAUUUGCAACGUGUAAAACAGAUAGAUAUUCAGGUGCCACUGGGUGCCAAUGUGAUAAAGGUUACACCGGAAAUGGAUCACAUUGUCAAGAUGUCGACGAAUGUGCUGUGUCCUAUGCUAAUGACUGUCAUAGAGUAUUUGGAAUUUGUAUAAACACAAAUGGUUCCUUUGACUGCAUGUGUGCGAGCGGUUACACCGGAAAUGGGAGACGCAUGUGCAGAGAUAUAAAUGAAUGCACAAAGAGAAAUAGUUGCCAUGAGUUUUCAAAAUGCAAAAACCUGAGAGGAUCAUACAAAUGCUCAUGUAUAAAAGGUUUUACUGGCAACGGAUGGAAUUGUUCAGAUAUUGACGAAUGUUUAGACAAUUCAAACAACUGCCAUCAGUUAGCCAACUGUACCAACAUACCGGGAUCGUACAUGUGUAGCUGUCCAACUGGGUACAAAGGAAAUGGAGUUUCGUGUGAAGCAACAACUCAAACUACAACAACAACAACAACAGAAAGCACAAUGACUGACAGUAACACCACUGAUGCUUCAACAAAAGCCAAUGACGCUAUCAGUACUACUGACGCUUCAACAACAGUGACUGAUGCUACCACCACUGAAGCUACAACAACAGUGACUGGCGCUACCACCACUGAAGCUACAACAACAGUGACUGACGCUACCACCACUGAAGCUCCACCAAAAGUUACUGACGCUUCCAACACUGAAGCUACAACAACAAUGACUGACGCUACCACCACUGAAGGUCCACCAAAAGUGACUGACGCUACCACCACUGAAGCUCCACCAAAAGUGACUGACGCUUCAACCACUGAAGCUCCAACAACAGUGACUGACGCUACCACCACUGAAGCUACAACAACAGUGACUGACGCUACCACCACUAAAGCGACAACAACUGCGACUGACGCUACCACCAAUGAAGCUACAACAACUGUGACUGACGCUACCACCACGGAAGCUACAACAACAGUGACUGACGCUACCACAACUGAAGCGACAACAACAGUGACUGACGCUACCACCACUGAUGCUACAACAACAGCGAUUGACGCUACUACCACUGAAGCUACAACAACAGUGACUGACGCUGUAACCACUGAAGCUACAACAACAGUGACUGACGCUACUACCACUGAAGCUACAACAACAGUGACUGGCGCUACCACCAAUGAAGCUACAACAACUGUAACUGACGCUACCACCACUGAAGCUACAAAAACAGCGACUGACGCUACUACAUCUGAAGCUACAACAACAGUGACUGACGCUAUUACCACUGAAGCUACAACAACAGUGACUUACGCUACUACCACUGAAGCUACAACAUCAGUGACUGACGCUACUACCACUGAAGCUACAACAACUGUGACUGACGCUACCACCACUGAAGCUACAACAAUAGUGACUGACGCUACCAUCACUGAAGCUACAACAACGACGGUUGACGCUACCACCACUGAAGCUAGAACAACAGUGACUGACGCUACUACCACUGAUGCCACAACAUCGGUUACAGACACCACCACCACUGAAGCUACAACAACAGUGACUGACGCUACUACCACUGAUGCCACAACAUCAGUGACAGACACCACCACCACUGAAGCUACAACAACAGUGACUGACGCUACAACCACUGAAGCUACAACAUCUGUGACUGACGCUACCACCGCCCAAGCUACAACAUCAGUGACAGACACCACCACCACUGAAGCUACAACAACAGUGACUGACGUUACAACCACUGAAGCUACAACAACAGUGACUGACGCUACAACCACUGAAGCUACAGCAACAGUGACUGACGCUACCACCACUGAAGCUACUACAACAGUGACUGACAUUACCACCACUGAUGUUAAAACAACAGUGCCUACAACGCCAACUGUACCUAAAUCCACAAACUCAACAAGCGAACCUACAACAACUGCCAAAUCAGGUGCACGAUCGGGAUUUCAUGGACCACCUUCGACAACGGUAACUUCUCCAACUAUAACAUCUACGGCAUCUUUCCAAAUACAAAAAAAGCCAGAGUGGACAAGAUAUAGUCCAUGGAGUAGAUGCGGAAGUAACAAAACAGCCAUAUGUUCGCCACAAUACAGGUUCAGAGCCAGAAUGUGCAUUUUUAGCAAUGGAAGUGUUGUCAGUGAAGAUUUGUGCGAUGGAGGAGAAGAUGCAGCAUAUGAGAAGGAAUGUUGCAAAGGAGAAGCGUGUAGAAUCAUGUGCGGACUGAAUAUGAACAAAACUGGGAUAAGGAAUUGGGCAGUCGGAAUCGAAAGAAGUAAUCCUCUACCAGAACGGUUUUGUCAUGGCAUUCUUCUUCACAAUUACUGGGUUUUAACAGCAGGACAUUGUGUUUGUGGUAUCAAACAGGAAUGCUGUUCACGGGAAACAAAGUCGUCUUCUAGUCCAUGGAGAGUUGAUAUACGAAAGUGUAACUACAGACGUUGGAAAAUCAGAGCCUUGGAUCCAAACCCCGACAAUGACUUAUACAUGGGUUUGCGAAACUUUCAAGAUAGUAUACACCCCAAUAAGAUAAUAGUUCAUGGUAAAUACACAAUGGUAGACAAUGUAGUCACACAUGAUAUUGCUUUAAUACGCUUGAAGAGUCCAGUCCGUAUGGGAGCUGGGAAUGACGAUCCGCGACCAGCGUUGUUGCCUGGAGUGAUUUGUAGCGAUUCUACGAAAGAAGAAAACACGUGUUCAACCCACUGGACCGAUUCACUUAUGCAGGACUGCUUUGCUACGAUAGGUGGAAAGACGUUUGCACGAAGAGGAGUAACAAGAUUGAAAAUUUUCGAAGAUACCUUUCAUGAACAAAGUCAAGAAGAUAUAAAAGAAAUUGGCGUUAAAUUAGAGCGUACUGGUCAACAUUCACAAUCACCGGGCUUGGGAGAUAGUGGUGGUCCCCUAUCUUGCAAAGUUGCCGAUAAUUCCACACAAGAGGUUGUGCUAGGAGUCCUAAGUUCGACUUCUAUGGAAGGAUGUAGAUCAAGAGACGCUUGUACAACUCAAGUCAUGUCUAUACCACACUACAUGCAGUGGAUCAUGGGAAGGGUCAAAGAUUGGGCAGAAUGGGGUGCCUGGUCGUCGUGCUCUGCAGAUUGUAAGAAUAUUGGCUGCGGUUCUCAAUGUAGUGAAGGGAAACGACAGCGAAUACGUGGCUGUAUCAAACCAAUCAAUUUUGUGGAAAUCGACGCUCGUUAUGGGAGGUUUAAAGACAAGUGUUCGUUCGGGACCGACAAAGAAAUUUGUACCAUGAACCAUGAAUGUGCAAAUUCCACUUGGGGCAAAUGGUCAGAGUGGAGCAAAUGUAAAACGAAUAAAUUUGAUAGGACUGUCCGAUUUCGAGAAAGACAUUGCAAAAUGGAGGAUGGAAAAAUAGAUCCAAGCAUAGAGAAUUGUAAACCUCAAAAUAAUGGAAUCACAUCCAGAGAGACGCAACCAUGUGCGACAAAACCAAAGGGAGAUGUUGGACAACCAAGAGGUGUAACAGAUAAACCACAAUUUGAUCACUUCAAAGAAACCUGCAAGAACGCAUCACAAAAUCGGGUUUGGUUAGCGGCUUUAUAUGAGAAGGGGAGAUUAAUGUGUGCUGGAACCCUCAUCAAUAAGAAUUGGAUGCUGGCCCCGGCAGAGUGUUUUAGUAGUUAUGGAACUGACAGUCCAAUGACGUGCAUAAACAUCGACGACUGGAGAGUGAAAUUCGCCAAGCCGAUGUCUUCACCCGGGGAUGAUACACCGUCAUGGAAGUUAUCAAUGAUAAUAUUAGAUCCAAAAUUUGAAGUUCUGGAUCUUGAGAAGCGGUUGUUUAAGAAUAACAAAGCGAUGCUUAAACUCGAAACAUCAUUUGAAGAGACUGAUGCGAUAUGUGUUCGAACAUUCAAUCACAGUUAUCCCAAAUUGAAGGCAACGCAGCCUGUGUUCGGGAGUAUAUACUAGUUUAAUCUAAGAUAUGGAUAAUAUCUCAUACUUAGAGAACCAACUCAAAAGUCAUUCAUGUAAUUUAUUAUGUGGUAAACG